Molecule: messenger RNA, 2187 nt
Organism: Cladophialophora psammophila CBS 110553
Lineage: Eukaryota; Fungi; Ascomycota; Eurotiomycetes; Chaetothyriales; Herpotrichiellaceae
Exons: 1
Coding region: 1-2187 (728 amino acids)
Biological process (GO): regulation of transcription by RNA polymerase II
Molecular function (GO): RNA polymerase II cis-regulatory region sequence-specific DNA binding; DNA-binding transcription factor activity, RNA polymerase II-specific
Source: RefSeq, a predicted model, not a curated record
AUGACGUCGACGCGUCAGCACCCGUUUGUGCAGAUCUACCAAGAUCCAAUACCCGCCCCAACAAACAGUAUCUCACCUAUCGACAGACCUCGACCGCGUCUACAACCCUCGGCAAUGCCUCUACAGCCAUUGAGAAACCCUCCUGCGCCUCAUCCUCGCCCAGACGUCGUCCUCGAUGCGCCAAUGGCACCCAGCCAGCAGAUAUCGCCCCUCAAGAGCACACCAUUAUCACCUCCACCACCGUACUUCGGGGAUCUGAACUAUGUUCCUAUUCCUCCACCUGCGGUGGCUAGCCAUAUCUACACUGACUCACCAGCAAAAAGACCAGCCGUUCUGCCCCCACACCAAUAUCGUCCCGUUCAGAUGGCGCAGCCAAUGUUUACCACCUUCGAGAUCAACACAUAUGAACAAGAAAAUUUGGCAGUGAAAACUACACAGGAUAACUUCGUCGACUUUCCAGAGCCGUCGUAUGUACGCAAGCAGCCCCUGAAGCGAUCAUACUCGGACGCACAGGCGCCCAACGACCGUCCAUUCAAGAAGUCUCGGCACGACGAUGAAGCCUCCUUCCAUCUACCUGAACCGGAAGAUAUGCCUCCAGUUGAGGACGAUGGGAACAAGCCUUCUUACAGUUAUGCUCAAAUGAUUGGGAUGGCUAUCCUCAGAGCACCAAAUCGGCGGCUGACGUUGGCACAAAUCUACGACUGGAUCUCAACUACGUUUGCCUAUUACCGCGAAGAUACCAAGCAAAGCUGGCACAACAGUAUCAGGCAUAACCUAUCCUUGCACAAAGCUUUCACCAAACAGGAGAGGCCGAAGGGAGAUGCUGGAAAGGGAAGUUAUUGGGUCAUUGAGCCAGGAAUGGAGUCACAAUUCAUCAAAGAUAGAAUUCGAAGAGGGGCCAACAUCACCCACAUGACCAUCAAUGCCAAUCUGAUGCGGCCGGAGCCUCAAAAGAUUGCUCAACAACUCUCGGAUGCGUUGGCGCCAAACCCCUUCCUCGGCCAAUCAAGCGAACCUGUUCGACCUCAGACAGCUCCCGCCCUACCAGAACUCUCAUCAGAUGCCACUCUGCCAGCCUCAGACCCUGCUCUCAAUGAGCAAGAGACUGUGGACUUGGAAGACAUUGUCCUUGCCACGGCUCCAAAGUCGUCUCCCCCGGAUGCCAUCAAUUCGUCGCCGCCAGUGGCUGCAUCUCAUCAUCAGCGAGCCAUCUCUUCCCCCUCUGCACGCAAGGCACGCCCAUCUGUAUCUCAUCGACAGAACCGAAGUCUCACCAAGAACGAUGAUAGCGGAUACUUUUCAUCCAUCGAGUCGUCUGCGCUUCGCCCAAACAAGAAUGCCGUGAUGCUCACCUCGGAGAUGGAUAUUGAGCCUAUGAGGAAGAAGAGAGGUCGUGCCGAAGAGGAGAUUGCGCGAAUCAGAAGCUCUUCGCACGACCUGACUCCAAGCCAUGCAAGAUUCCGGCCAUCAACAACCGAAGCGGCGCAAUUGUCAUCCCCCGUUCGUGUCAGCCCAGCGGCCGCACUAAAUCCGAUGACUCCUGCUGUUAUCUUCAAGAAACCCACCCGUCCUCCUCCUUCGGUCUCUCCAAACACUCAGCUUCUCCUGCAUCGCAAAGCAAUGCGUGAGUUUGCAAACUCGCCCAUCAAAAGCUCUGGGCUUUUUUUGUCGGAAGAUUCGACUUACAGUCCCCUUAAGUGGGCAAGUCUCGCGCCGUCGUCUGCCUUUCCUGAGGAAUCUUUUGAAAUCUUUUCUGAUCCGGCGGUUGGUCUCACUCCGGCCACGCCGAUCGGUGCCUCUUCACCACUUAAAACGUCUGUCUCUCGUCCAACAUUUUGUCGAGCGUCAACAUCCACCAAUAUCCUUACUGAAGUGCUUGGCAGUGCCCAGAAGGCCAACACGAAGACACCAACCCGUGGUUCUCUUCUCCAUCCACGCGUGCGGGCUACACAAACUGGCUCACCGUUGAAGGGCUCAGCUACUCAUGGCGUGGCCUUCGAUGUACAAGAUGACCUCUUCGAUUUCAAAUCAUUCGAGAACGACAAUUCUGAUGAUAAUGACGAAGGUGUCGAUAUCCUCAAAGGUUUUGAGAAAAUCGGUGGGGCGUCGGCGCAAGCUAGCGUCACCACAUCAACUGACCACGCACGCCGACCAUCCUUGGGUCGUAGCUUUACUUCACGCUUCUGA